AUGUCCACCAAGCAGGAAGAGGUGUCUGCUCCAGAUUCAGGCACCCCGUCUCCAGAGCAGAGGGUGAUAACCGUCAUCAAAGCGGAGAAGCAGGCGUCGUCUGGGAUUCAGCCGGUGGAGACUUCCAGCAGAGUGGGGGGCCUCCCUCGAGUGACUCAGGUGGGGACCAUUGGGGAGUAUCUAAAAAAGCCUGCUCCCCAGGUGAAGCAGGAACCGGAGAAGGGGCUGUCAGAGCGCUGGGAGGCUCAGUGGCAGGCGUUCCUGCACACCAUGCAGUCCUCGCAUACUGGGUGGGGAAACCUGGAGCUGUCGGAGGCUGCGCGGCAUGACGAUGCUCCUGACUUCGGUUUCUCUGUGGAGGGAGAGGGCAGCCCAGCAGCCAAAGAGCACGGGACCAAGCAGUCGUCCCAGCUUGCUGGGAAGAAUCCAGAGGCCUGUGGCCCGGAGGGUGAUGGAAACAGCAGGAACCUUGAGAAAGAAAGAGAAGAGACUCUGAAGGCAGAGGCGAGGAGCGCGGAGGUGCAGCGCCAGCUCUUUCGCCGGUUCUGCUACCAGGAAGCCGAGGGCCCACGAGAGGCCUUUUGCCGACUGUGGUACCUUUGCCAUCAGUGGCUGAAGCCGGAGAAGCACACCAAAGAGCAGAUCCUGGACCUGCUGAUCCUGGAGCACUUCCUGACCAUCCUGCCUCCCGAAAUGCAGAGCUGGGUGAAGAGGAGCCACCCUCAGACUUGCUCCCAGGCAGUCACCCUGGCAGAGGAUUUCCUGCUGAAGCAGCAGGAGAACAAGAGGCAGACACAGACGGUCCUGUUCCAAGUGGUGACGGUGAAUUUCCCAGUUGGGGAGGAGGAACCUUCUAAAAACCUCCCCGGGCACCCAGACAAGGAGGCUAGUGCAGAAAGAAAAGGACACGUUACUCACCCUCUGGCAGCUGGUGACGCCUGGAGCUGGAAGCCCUGGGGAAGAAGCUCUCAUCAGGAUUUAGUGACCGAGUUUGCCAGUCAGGACUUGGAGGCCAAACCCACCAACAGCCGGCAGGGCAGACCUGCAGCUCAGGGACCUGGGUUCACGCAUCCCUCAGAGCCCCCGAGGGCCCGGAAGGCAAAAAGCCGGAAGAUUUGCAACGUCUGCGGGAAGAGUUUCAGCUACAACUCAAACCUGAAGCGUCACUGGAGGACUCACACGGGGGAGAAGCCGUACGGCUGCUCGUACUGCGGGGAACGCUUCAACCAGGCCACGAACCUCAUCCGGCACCAGAGGAUCCACACGGGAGAGAAGCCCUACAAAUGCUCAGAUUGCGGGAAGAGUUUCAACCAGAGCCUGCAACUCAUUCGGCACCGAAAAACCGGCUUCAACUGCAACUGAAGCAGGCGGCGGGGAGAUGGGCUUGCGGUGGGCCUGUGUGUCCCAGCAAGCACCAGAGGAAUGC
Candoia aspera is the source of this 1426-nucleotide messenger RNA. Its product is annotated as zinc finger and SCAN domain-containing protein 16-like. The transcript is spliced from 3 exons. The record is from RefSeq and is a predicted model, not a curated record. NCBI's taxonomy places the organism in Eukaryota, Metazoa, Chordata, Lepidosauria, Squamata, Candoiidae. Bases 1 to 1362 code for a protein of 453 amino acids.